UGCCUACUAGCUAGCUAGCACAGUCGUACGAGGUGGUACAGCACACAAACUGAAUUAUUUGAACACAAAGAAGCAACGGCUUUUCGAGAUUUCGAGAUUUCUAGCAAACGAAGAAACACUCGACCAUGAGCUUUCUAGCUAUGAAUAGAGCGCAUCAGCAUCAGCAUCCCUCCAUGACGGCUAAUACUAACGGUAUGCAUACAAUGUCAUGUAAUAGCAUUCCGGUGUUUGUGGUGCUUCAGUCCAACGGCGAAGACGACGUGGAUUCCGUGAUUUCGUUUGGAACCGGGACUUCCUCGUUCGAGGAUUUCGGAGAUUCCGAAUCCCGCUGGGCGCUCGAGUCGGUCGCUGCGCAUUGUCGCCAGCAUCAUCAUACUACUCUUACUAGUACAUGUACACCUACUUCUGUCAAAAGACCUAUGAGAGCGUCUACUAGCAGUCGCCAUGGCCAUGGCAACACCCUCACUAACAGCACCAACAAAGGACCUCAUUUUCCGCAAAGAUCGCUCAGUCUCUCCGGAAACUCCAGUCCCAGUCCCACCAGUCCUAUUGUGCGCAAGCCCCUCGCAAGACAGACACGACUCACACGCAUGGCCGAGCGAGCCAAGGCAGUCGCACGCACGCCCAUCUCACGAAAGCUCAGUUUCCACCACCGACAUUCACUCCCAGCCAUUCCGCUGCGUCGCAAGAGUUCCAACAGUCGUAGUCGAGGAGGAUGCUCUUGUUGCAGUGGAAGUCUUACUGCUAGCAGUGAUCAUUCCUCCUCCAACAAGAAUAAGAAACUGGUCAGUCGCUGUGGACGUCUCAGCAACAGCUGUCGAAUCCCAAUUAGAAGAAACAACAGCAAUCGAAUCCCCACAAGACGAAACAGCGUUCAGUGCGUCACCACCACGCUCCUCCGCAAUAGCACCACUGCCAUUGUCUUGACCACGACGACGACGACGACGACACAAGAAAACCCUACGGCGUCGCGCAAUAAAACUCGAAGAGCCACCACGGGAUGCUUCCAAAUUGCCAACACACCUCCACGACUCCCACAACGAUACCCCAGCGAAGUCUUACUCACCACUUCUCCGUCAUCCAGUGCUUCCGUGGAACAACAGUAACUUUCAAGCAUGCAAAACAGACAGAAACUAACACUUCUUUGUACGUACUGUACUGUACGAGACUGACUCGACUCUCUGGCUACUGAUUACAUACUAGCUACUGACAAUACCAGCUGGAGAUCAUUCAAAACAACGCAGCGAGAUGGGGCACCCUUCGAAUACAUGCAUUACAUGUCAUGUACCUGACUGCAUUGGCCAAGUCAUGUACACAUAUCAUGUCUCUCAUCCGCUGCGCAUUACACGUUAAAUUUUAAAAAACAUGAACAGUAUUAGCAAUGAAUACAUUUGCUCUGAAACGCUGUGAUAUAGAAUCUAGCUACAGUAGCUAUAGUA
Messenger RNA from Seminavis robusta, 1439 nucleotides. NCBI's taxonomy places the organism in Eukaryota, Bacillariophyta, Bacillariophyceae, Naviculales, Naviculaceae. The record is from the annotation of a GenBank genome assembly.